GACCUUGGGCCCAGGCCAGUUGGGUACACAGGGACUGGGGCUGCCAGACGCUCCCCACCCCCCGCCGCUUUUCAAAGUAACGUGGCUGCUGGGCCGGUGCCUGGCAGAGGCUCCCCGGGUUUGGCUCGCACAGAGGGAAGCGGCUUCCCCCGCGCUCCUUCCAGGGGAGGCUGGAGCCCCACUUCUGCAGCCUUUGCUCCCGCUGCGGUGAUUGCCGCCGCCUCCCCGCCCACACCCCUCCCCGGGGACUCCUCUUCCCUGGCAGCGCCCGCUCCGCUUCCUCCUUGGCCCCGCUGCGCGGGAGGGGCAGUUCUCAGGCUCCAGCGCGGCGAGCUCCCCUGGGCCGGUCCCGGCGCGACUCCCACCGCCGGCGGAGCGAGCCCGGCGGCCGCUCUCCUGCCCCCUGGAGGGCGCGAGCCCCGCGCGGGACGCUGAUGCUGGGGAGGCUGCAGCCUUGGUCUGACAGGCUGGAGGCAGUGACUAUCACAUGAGUUCCACAAGGAUAAUGGAUACUAAAUUGCGAGAGGCUGAAGGAUGCGGUGAGGACAAUUCAGGAAAGAAAAAGUCAAAGUUCAAAUCUUUCAAAAAGUUCUUUGGGAAAAGGAAAAGGAAAGAGACCUUACCAUCUUCAGGGAGCAUCACUCUGAAACCAUGCCAGUCAGCUAGUGAUGUCACAGUCCCAGAGUCCAUGCACAUUGACUAUGAUUCUGAAGAUGAACUUGAGACCCACACAGGUAUUAUGGGAAGCAGAGCGUUAUCACAUGACAGCAUUUUCAUUCCUGAGCCUGUGCAAGAGCCUGCUAGGCCCGUACGAGUGUUUUCUCAGGAAAACGUUUCCGAUCGGAUUAGAGCUUUGCAGUUGAAACUCCAACAUAGCAUGAAACUGGGGCCGCCUCCUCCAUUUGGAAUUCAUGCAAAGCGGAUAGAUGAUGCUGGGACUAGCUCUGAAGAUGAUGGGUUACCCAGGAGUCCUCCAGAAAUAUCUUUGCUACAUGAAAUUCUAAGUUCCAGCACAGCAACAAGGUUCUCUGACUCUCACAAGCACCCUAGCUCUUUGAGUUUAGCUGGAACAGGCAGUGAAGAAGAAGAACAGGUCACUUCAGGUCCUUCUUCUAGGCCCCGCUCUACAGAAGGCCAACUAUUCCCUAGGCAUGCAAGUGCUAAAACUAUAUCUCCCCGAACAUCUGACAGCAGCAUCUCGCCUGCAGCUGAUUUUGACACUCCGCCUGAAUUCUCCACUUGCUUAGAUAAUUCUGCUGCUAAACACAAGCUUUUAAUAAAACCACGGAACCAGAGAUCUAGUAAAAUGAGAAGACUUCCUUCGCGGACCCACUCAGAAUCUCUGAAUGACUUGAGCUGCACCCCAGAAGAAGAGGAGCACGAUGGAAGAGAGAUGCUGACAGACUUGACAUGUGAAGUCUUCACCACCAGCCAUCAGAAAUUGACACACAGCACAGCUGUGACAAGUGACAUGGCCUCCUGGCAGAGACCUGAAAUGCCUAAAGACUUUCCCCAUGGCUCGAGACACAGAGACGAAAGGCCUCCCACACGGCAGUUCACUUCUGAGUCUGCCAUUGUUCAGGAAGUCUCGUUACAUGAGAAUAAUCCUGACGGCUGCCAAACUACACCGGAAUUAACACAUUCUGAGUCAGAUUAUCCUUCUUCUUUAGAGCCUAAAGAAAACGUAAUCACCCGGUAUUCCCCUCCAGAUAGAGAAGCACAAAGGGAAAAAGAGCCCCCUGGAACACUAAGUGUGUCCACCGGGAACGUAUGUGAUGUGUCAGUUAAUACUUUAAAUCAAGAAAAUAAACAGUUUGUUAAUGGGUCUUCAGUGAAUAACCUGCUGUCUGAAGAGUAUACUUCAACCAAUACUGGCAGUUUUUCUUGUUUGGGAGGGCCAGAAAAAAAUGUACAGAAGGAUGGUCAGAUACCCAUAGCAACUUCCUGUAAUAAGGAAACAAAGGAGUCUGCAGCAUUGCCAGCUUCCAGCAAGCAGUUACCUGAAGGGUCUUCUCAGCUCACAGACUCACCCUGUGUUUCCUCUGAUAUCCCACAGCCUGCUUUGUCAUCACAGCUGGGGUCAUCUGCUUCCUGGUCUCUGGAGCAAACUACGCCCACUCAACAACUAGCUGCAUCUGACAAGGAAAACAAUCAGUCCCUGGGACACAGGGAGGCAAUUUUGGGGGGAAAAACGGAGAAAGCUGCCAAUGAACUCAGCACCUUGCGAAAAUUUUCAGUGUCAUCAGCACGGGAGAGACCAGGGGCUGGCAGCCUCCACCUGAAAGAAAACUCAGAAUGUGAAAGUCCAUUAAAUACCAAAUUACCCCUGUCAAAAACCAAGCUCUCCUCAAGAAAUGAGAAGUUGAAAGAGGAUGUGCAGGUGGGCUCGGAUCUACAGGAGGAAAAAAAUAGCAUUAAAAAGCAGGUGUCGCUGGCAGAUUCUGACUCUGAGGUCACGGGCAAAGCAGCAGACACAAUGGUGUCUGGCUGUGUUUCUCAGGCCAUUGAUGCAAUUCCAGUGGUAUCCCAGUGCCAACCAGGCAGUGAAGAUAAAAGUCCUUUUCAAGUAAAGCUUAGAUCCACUUCACUGUCCUUGAAAUACAGAGACAGCUCUUCACCAGAAUCAAAGGGGUUUAAAAGAUACAGUGCAGAAAUUAAUUUUGAAAAAGAGGGAUUGGCAUCACUUCUAAAAGGUGAAAAGGCACAGAUCAAAAAAACAGCUGAUGUAAAUAUCAAUGGCUCUGUGAAUGACAACAUAAAAUCUAAAACAAAGUCCUCUGAACAGCUUAGCACAAAACCUCCAUUGCCUAGAAAGCCUGUUUUGCAAAAUGUAACUAAUGCAAACAGUAACGUGGAAAAGCAGGAAAAAGUCACAAAAUCUCCUGAAUCCAGAAGUAAAGACAGAGACUUGGAGAAAAAAUCAUGUCCUUCAAAAGUGCCUGAGAAGACUGUGCCUUCCCCAGUGAUUACAGCAGACUCUGCAGGAGGAACUGACAGCCAGUCAAAGCCAGCCUGGAUUACUAUAGCAAGACAGAAGCACAGGGACAUUCAACAGGAGCCAGAGCCUACUAAAGAAGAGAAACUUGUGGCUCAAGAUGUUAAGUCAGACACAGAAAAACAAAAUAAGGAGAAGAAAAGAAUGGAGGGGUCAAUGAAGCAACAAGCAGACUUCAUCAGGAGCAAACCUUCACAUUUAGCACCUAAAACUUCUUCUGAAGAACAGAGGAAUGAGACAAAGUCUGACGUGAACGAGCCACUGCCAAGAGCCAACUCGCUGUCGCAUCAUGUCCCUGCUCAAUCCUCAGUGCUGACAGAGAAAGAAGAAAUGAACCAGUUUAAGAAAGUCAGUCACUCUGCUCCAGAUCAGCCAUCAUGGAUGGAACUUGCCAAAAAGAAAUCCCAAGCUUGGAGUGAUAUGCCACAGAUUAUAAAAUAGGGUGAUACAUCUCAGACCAAUAGUAUAUGCUAUUUUGGAUAAUUCAGUAGUCCACGUAAUUGAACUUCUGUAGAUUAGUUAAUCACAAUGAAGAAUCUAUGGUACGUCAGAAGGGUUUUGUUAUAAAGCUUUGAAAAAAAGAGUGCAAUAAGUGCCAUCAACAAGUUCACCGUAAACCAUCUGUAGCAAUCAGGAUGGUACUAGAAAUGGUUUAAGAAUAAUCUACUUUAAGGACAUACCCACCAACUUAGAAAAACAUUCUGCCUAUAUACAUUGUGUAUUCCCCCCAAUUAAAUUUGCAUAAAAUGAGUAUUUUUGUUAAAUCUUGUUGAACUUUUUGUUGCAAACAUUGUUACACCGCUCAUUAUCUAUUUGUGUAUUGUCCACUAUCAGAUCAUGAUAAUAUAAAUCUGUUUUACUGGUGUUAUCUGACAGACACUCUUUAAAGAUGCUUGGGCCAAUGAGGUAUUCAUGACUUGUUUUUAUUGAGUACUCUAUCAGAUAUUCAGAAUUUGCUGUUUGAACUGUGUGAUUGGUUAGCUGAGUCACAUGGUAUGGUUUCUGUCUUCUGAUUUAAUUCCUGAGGCAUAAAUAAACUUGUUUGUGCAUGAAAAUUAAUAAAAAUUCCUCCUGAAAUACUUGCCUGAACAAAACUGGCUGCACAAACGGGCACAGAAAAGCAGAGGAAACAAAUGUGUUCGGAUUGAAUUGGAAUCCCAUGUAUGUAUUCAUGAAUGCUCGUGUCUAGAAUUCACCCAGAUGCGGGUGUUCUGUUUUUUAUGGGAAUUCAUCAUGUUGGUUUGUGGAACCAUAUUUAGUGGCAAUGGAUCUGUUUAUGAUAUCAAAGAUGAAGAUUAUGAAUUCAGAUAAAGAUUAACGAGUCAGGGUAUGGGACUUGUUGAGCCCAAACUCAAAUGUUACAAAACCAGGAACAGAACAGUUAAGGUGCUUCUUCAAAUACAACACAACCUCACAGCCUUAACUCUGCCCUCAUCUGAAUGGCAAAAGGGAGUGGGAAUAGCACAGUAUGUUUACAAGCUGUAAAAAUACUAUUUUAAUUGUGCCCACUGCUACUCCAAAUCAGGAUCCCUGUUUAUGCAGUUUCAUGGGCACCUCUGCUGGUUGUGUAGCAACAUUGACACGGGGAAGUGGUUGCUGCUGGUUGGUAGAGAUCACGCUGACCUUAUUGUACUUCCUCUCUUCCUGCUGUACAAUCACAAAGAACCUAACAACAAUCCAUUAGGAAAUUUCCUAAAAUUAGAAUCCUGCUGUUAAGGGAAACACUCUCUCCUCCCAUAAAAACACUAGGGCAGCGGUUCUCAGACUGUGGAUUGGGACCCCAAAGUGAAUGGUGACCCCAUCUUAAUGGGGUCACCAGAGCUGAAGCUUCAGCCCUGGGUGGUGGGCUCAGGUUACAGGCCCCUUGCCUGGGGCUGAAGCCCUUGGGCUUGGGCCCUCCACACCCAGGACAGUGGGGCUUGGGCUCCAAACUGCCCCAAAAUUGUUUGCAUGAGCAACCUUCACUCUGCCCUUUGUGCUUGUGCAUUUACAAUAUAGUCUUUAAUCACGAAUAAUAAUCACUCAUUUCUCAAAUCAUAGAAUAUAAAAUCACAGUAUAUUCUACAGUUAUUUCUUAAACGUAUUGUAAGACACUCUCUAAUAUAAACAGAUACACUUUUUAGGUACCGUAAUACAAUCUUAAAAAGCCCCAAAAACUAAGUAAGAAAUAACUCAUGAAAUCACAAUGCGAAGUUUAUUUAAGGUACUGCAUUACAAUCUGUAUAAUUCUUUAAAUAAACCCUUCCACGUUAAAGGGAAAAUGUAAAACAUAAAAUUAAAUUUAAAAAAAUCUAUCUUAUCCUUUGAUUAUUGCCUGUUUAGAGCCUCACUGAAGAGUAGAAUGUUUUCUGGUAAUUAACUUGAACUAGAGUUAAUGGUAUGUUAUAUUGCUUUAACGUUUUCUCGCUGUUAUAAAUUAUUUAAGAUGUAUCUGAUCUCAACUGAAUUUCUGGGGAGUGAGCAAUGCAACUACAUGGGACAAUUCCAAAUAUCUUUAAGGAAAUUCUCUGUUUGACAGACAAAGGUUCAAGAUAAAGGAGAUUAUUAAUAGAGUGAUCUAGGGUUUCCUACAAAAUAUUCUGGGCCUCACAAACAUACAAAGAAUGGACCCCAUACAUAGUUUUGAGAGAUGAGCAAAUGCAGCUGUCUUAUACCUUCCCACAAAGUGCAGCCCUAACUCUAAUGUGGGCCUGAUCUUGCCACCUCCGGGAUGAAAUCCUAGCCCCAUUGAAGUCGGUGUGAAUUUUGCCAUUGACCUCAGUGUGGCCAGGAUAGCAUCCUUUAUGUUCAAUACUCUCACUAACUUGACUUUGCCAGGAACAGUGACAAUUGGCUGCUAUGGGCCUGCUUGUGGAUCCACUGAAAUCAAGCUAAAACUUCCAGUGAUUUCCAUGGGAGUGAGCUCUGGUUUUACAGGGUGGUCAGUACUAUAUGAUACGUGCUCAGACCUUAAAGGAUUAGUCCAUCAGAAUGGCAUAAAUUUAAGUAUCUCAAAUGUAGGGCCUGAUUUUGCUUCAAAUAGGUUAUUGUAUCAAUAUUAUCCUGUGCUGGAGUUCCUUUAUUUUAAAUCAAAAGGUCAUGUGACUCUGCAAUAGCCAAUUGCUGAACAGUCACUAUUGUCCACCAACAUGGGAAAUAGUGCAAAACUAUUUCAGAUCCUGCAUAUUUUCUCUCAGACAAAUGGAUUGUACUUGGCAAUCCCAGGAUGUAAUACAAAUGUAUUUAGGCAAACUGAUGUAUGGUUUAUAUUCUUGACUGUGUGGAAAGAACUGUGAUCAAUUUUUCUGUAGAUGCCAUUGUACUUUUCCAGCCCAGAAGCAAUAUGACUGACUCAACAUGAUCCAUUUUGCUCAACUGCACAAGUACAAUACAGUAGCAAAUCUACUGAAAUAAUAUUGGAAAAACCAAGGUUAAUUCAUGGCCUUUUCACAUAAUUUAACUAAAACUGUAUUACUUUAAAA
Chrysemys picta bellii (western painted turtle) is the source of this 6456-nucleotide messenger RNA. It is a transcript of the gene CRACDL, whose product is annotated as CRACD like. Lineage: Eukaryota; Metazoa; Chordata; Testudines; Emydidae. The record is from RefSeq and is a predicted model, not a curated record.